This is a messenger RNA of Suncus etruscus (white-toothed pygmy shrew), 2160 nucleotides long. RefSeq names its product serine/threonine kinase like domain containing 1 (gene STKLD1). Lineage: Eukaryota; Metazoa; Chordata; Mammalia; Eulipotyphla; Soricidae. The coding region runs from base 1 to 2160 and encodes 719 amino acids. Gene Ontology annotation, molecular function: ATP binding; protein serine/threonine kinase activity. The transcript is spliced from 21 exons. The record is from RefSeq and is a predicted model, not a curated record. Gene Ontology annotation, biological process: protein phosphorylation.
AUGGAAAAGUACCAGAUUCUGUAUCAGCUGCCUCCUGGUGCUUUGGGGGUGAAUGUGGUGGUGCAGAAUCAGCGCACCCAGGAGAAGCUCCUGAUGAAGCAGGUGCAGUGUAUGGAUGAACAUCAUGCAAGCCAGGCUUUGAAAGAGCUGACACCCCUGCUGAGGCUCCAUCAUGCACAUGUGUCCCUGUACCAGGACCUCUUCAUCGUCUGGAAAAACGAGAUCUCGGCCCUGUUCCUGUGCCUGGUGUCCGACUACAGAGCUGAGACCUUCCAGUCAGUCAUCGACAGACAUCGGGAUGCCAAGGCUGCCAUCAACCCCGAGUGGCUGCAGGAGAUGCUGGGCCAAGUGCUGGACGGGCUGGAGUAUCUGCACCACCAGGGCCUCAUCCACAGGAACCUGAAACCUUCCAACAUUGCCCUGGAGACUGACCACCACUGCCAGCUGCAGGACCUUAGUUCCCAGGCCCUGAUGACCGAGAAGGCUAAGUGGACCAUCCGUGCUGAAGAAGACCCUGUGAACCGCUCCUGGAUGGCCCCUGAAGCACUCGACUUCACCUUCACUGCUAAGUCCGACAUCUGGGCCUUGGGUUGCAUCAUCUUGGACCUAGUCACCUGCUCCUUCCUCGGGAGAGAAGAGGCCCUUGUACUGCGGAAAUCCAUCCAUACGCAGCCCGAAAACCUGCAGGAUGCCCUGACAGCCAUUGAGAAGAGGGGGAUCCCUGAUAUCCAGACCUUCUGCAGCCUCCUGUCUCCCAUGCUGAAAAUUGAUCCCGAGGACCGCAUCAAUCCCCUGUACCCCGCUGAUCUCAUGCACCAGCCCAUCCCCCUACACCCCAACAUGCAUGGCCUGUGCGGUGACCCGUGCACUGUGCAUGGCAGGGAGGUGAUCCGCAUGGCCCUCAUGAGCGGCCGCUUCCGUACGUACAGCCUCGCCAUGCAGGAGCCCUUACAUCCACUCCCCAUCUCCAGCACCGACAUGCUCCUGCAGGGCAAUACAGCCAGUAUUCUUGGGAUGGGAUCCCCAGGGCAGGUCAUCCGAAUGGAUAUUCCAGUCCUGGGCUGUGGAGAGCUGGUAAUCAACUUCCCCAACCAGCCCACGAUCCAGUUUAGGGCCUUGAGGACCUUGUUGACGGUGCCAGAAAAUAAAUUGGGUGUCCCUUGGCCAGCAAUGGUGGUGGAUGUGGUGGCUUCGCUCAUGAAGCAACAUGAGCGUCUCCUGGCUGUGCAGCUCUGCGGCUGCUCUGUGCUGCUGAGGGUGCUGGGCCUCGGUUUGAUGCGAGACCCUGAGGCGCGGCUGCCCUGCAGCAGUUUCCUGUGCUCAGUGCUCAUGAGCCUCCUGGAGCGCCAUGGAGAAGAGCAGCAGUUCCUGAAGCUGCUCCACAGCAUCCUCACCAUCAUGGUGAGCCAGGGGCCCUGUAGGCUAUUGGCCCCAACAGUCGGAACACAUUCAAUGCUCAUUGUGCCUGAUGUCAAGGGAGAGUUGCUGGCAAAGGAGCUACAGGAAGCCGGGCUAUUGCAGCACAUCUUGGUGCAUCUUCACCACUUCUCUAAGAGCAGGGAUCUCUGCCUCAGUAGCCUCAACCUCCUCUGGGUUCUGCUGGCGAACGUGGUCCUGGUGGAGGUGGCAGCUCUGCAGCAGGCCGUGGGCAUCGUGAUGGGGGUGUUGAGAACCUUCCCUGGAGAUGGGGACAUCACUGAGACCAGCUGUGCUGUCCUCUGGCUGCUGGCCCUGCAUGGCUGUGUCAAGGAGCCACAGCUGGAGUCACUGGUGACACUGUUCCUGAAGAGCAUCCGACUGGGCCAGGGCCGGACACUACUGGUGAUGAACGCGUGCCGAGGGCUGGCCUGCCUGGCGAGGGAGUCAGAGCUGGCAGCCCUAAAGGUGCUACAGGAAGGCGGUGGUCUAGCUCUCAUUCGGGACACUUAUGAGCGGAACAAGGAGGACCCGGCGCUGGUGGAGACGCUGUGCCUACUGCUGGGGGAGCUCAUGGCCCACAAGGAGGCAGCCUGGGAACUGGCCCAUAGUGGCCUCGAGAUCCUGGCCCAGGAGAUUAAGGGACGCUUUACCUCCAGCCUGGAGGUGGUGGCCAUGGCAGAGGAAGUGAUCCAGAGACUACGGGAGGUUGAGACCACCCCCCUGGACAGAAACUCCUUUUAA